AUGAAUUUCAUAUAAAUUGAAAGUGAAAAGUUAUUCAAUAAUAGAUUCUAUAUAAAGAAGAAAAUAAGCGCAGGUAUUUAAUACUAUAAACUUAUGUCCAAAGGUUCAUUUGGAGUUGUGUUUUUAUGCGAAGAUUUAUAAACUAAAGAAUAUGUUGCAAUGAAAGUUGAAAAAGAUGAUAUGAACGCUAUAGGAUUAGAUAGGGAGAUUUAAAUGUUGAAUGAAUUGAGAAAGCUUCCAGGUUUGAUGUGUACUUAAAUAGGAAUUCCAAAAAUUAUAUGGGCAGGAAAUGAUCAUGGUCACAAUAGCUUGGUUAUGCAAUUAUUAGGAAGAGAUCUAUCUUAUCACUUGAAAGAAAUGAAGACUUUUUCUUUAAGAUGCGUUGUAAAUAUAACUUUGCAAGUUAUCUAAAUAAUUGAAGGGGUUCAUAGAAGGUAUCUUAAUUAAAUUUUAUAAAUUGAAAGAGGAAUUAUACAUAGAGACAUGAAACCAGAAAAUAUUAUGACUGGUAAGGAUUAAGAAUUAAAUUAAAUUUUUAUCGCUGAUUUUGGAAUAGCAAAGUUCUACUAAAAUCCAGAUGGUACACAUGUGUAUAUCAUUUUCAAAAUAUUUUUAUAGUCCAUUCAAAGAUAAUAAAGCGUUUGUGGGUACAACAAGAUAUGCUAGUAUUAAUGCUCAUAAGGGGUUUGAGUUAAGUAGAAGAGAUGAUCUUGAAUCAAUAGGCUACAUGUUUAUUUACAUGUUAAAAGGAAAAUUACCUUGGCAGACUCUUCAUAAUGUUAUUGAAAAAGAAAAGGUAAAAAUAGUUGGUCAAAUGAAAUCUUAAAUUUCUAUUGAAGAAUUAUGUAAGAAUUGUCCUAUUUAAUUUAUUCAGUAACAUUUUAUAUUAUUUUAGAUAUUUUUAAUAUGUGAAGCAAUUACAAUAUAAAUCGACCCCUGAUUAUCGCUAUUUAUAUUCUUUGUUUGAAUAAAUUUCAGUUCAAAAUGGAUUCAAACAUGAUAAAAGAUUUGAUUGGACUGAAUUUAGUUAAGGAACUACAAAAAUUUCAGCUGAACAAACUUAAUAAGAAACAAAAUAAUAAGUUUCUGGAUAAAUUAAAAAAGAAGAUGGAUAAUUUAAAAUAUCUGAUCUAAAAAAAAUAGAAUUAAAUUGUCAAUAAAAAGGUACUUCUAAGAGUAGAAAUAGAAGUCGACAUUAAUCUGAGUAAUGCGUAAAUAAAAGUGGUAAUAGUGCAAAUAGCUUUUCUUCAUCUUGCAUUAAUUCUGAAUAAUCAUCUGUUCUAAUUAAUUAUUAAAAUUCUUAAAUGUCUCAAAGUAAUUUAAGAAUAGGAUCAUCAAAAUUAUUAAGUAAAUUAUAAGAAAGAGGUAUAAUAAAUAAAAGUUCUGAAUCUAGAGGUUCAAUUAUCUAAUAAUAAUCUUCAAAAUCUUUUAGAGAUAGAAAUCAAUCUUAAUAAUUUAUUUAACAGAUACUCUCUUAAUAAUAAUCUUAAAAUAAUAAUAGUUAAAUGUUAUCACGAUUUUAGGAAGAUUUUUAAGACCUUGAGGAAUUGGAGGAGAGGCUCUAAAAAGAUAAAUAAUCUAUGUAAAUUAUUCUUAAAUCAAGAGCUAGCGUAAUUAAUAACACAGGAACAAUAUACCAUUAAAAGUAAAAGAGAUUUAACAUCAUUUUGAAUAAAAUGAUUAUCAGACUGAGAUAGGGGGAAUGACUCAAUUAGAAGAUGAUGCCUGUUUAGAAAAUAAAGUAAAAAUAUAUAAUUUUGAUGCACCAAAACUUAAAUAAAGUUUAGCAAAAUACUGA
Molecule: messenger RNA, 1798 nt
Organism: Paramecium sonneborni
Lineage: Eukaryota; Ciliophora; Oligohymenophorea; Peniculida; Parameciidae
Source: the annotation of a GenBank genome assembly